Messenger RNA from Boleophthalmus pectinirostris (great blue-spotted mudskipper), 6645 nucleotides. RefSeq names its product HEAT repeat containing 1 (gene heatr1). Lineage: Eukaryota; Metazoa; Chordata; Actinopteri; Gobiiformes; Gobiidae. Bases 68 to 6574 code for a protein of 2168 amino acids. Gene Ontology annotation, biological process: maturation of SSU-rRNA from tricistronic rRNA transcript (SSU-rRNA, 5.8S rRNA, LSU-rRNA); positive regulation of transcription by RNA polymerase I. Gene Ontology annotation, cellular component: 90S preribosome; t-UTP complex; small-subunit processome. Gene Ontology annotation, molecular function: snoRNA binding. The record is from RefSeq and is a predicted model, not a curated record. The transcript is spliced from 44 exons.
CGGAGCGUGGUUCCGGGUUUCACACGUGAUUUUCUCAAACCUCUAAUACAGCGAAAUAAAGGUGGAGAUGUCGUCUCUGUCUCUUCAGUUGAAGCGUUUGGCGCUGCCUCAGACUGAUCCAAACCUCUUCAGCAGGAAACAUGUUUCAUCUUUACUGUUCGACCCUCAAGAGGCGGCGACGCUCGACCGCGCCACCGUCCACGCCCUCGGCUGCACGGGGCUGGAGGAGCUGUCGGGCAUCGAACCGUCGCUCUCUGAGUUUCAUCAGACUCUGUUCAGCGACGCGUCCGUGACUCUGGAGCGAAGCGUCCAGACCAAAACCGUCAACGCCAAACUGGACGGAGACAUCGAGGCGUUUCUGAGGCGCGUGUCGCCGUACUUCCUCCUCCGACCCGCCCACAAGUGUCUGGAGUGGCUCAUCCACCGGUUCCACAUUCACCUGUAUAACGUGGAGAGUCUUGUGGCCUGUGUUCUUCCGUUUCACGACUCCAAAGUUUUCGUCCGAGUGAUUCAACUUCUGCAAAUACAAGAACCGACCAACAGGUGGCACUGGCUCCACUGUCUGCAGAAGCCCGGUGUCCCUCUGUCCAGACUCACUCUGGUCACUCACUGUCACAAAGACCUGAGCUUCAUGGACUUUAUCUGCAACAUGGUCUCCAACUCCAUCCAGGCGUUCUCGUCGUGUCCUGGAGGUGGUGCGUCUCAGCUCAGAGUGGUUUUCUCGUUUUUCGCCUCGACAAUCGUCUCGGCGCUCGACUCAGCGGAAAAGAUCACAGACGCCAUCAUCACCAAACUCCUCCCACACGUGCAGAAGGGUCUGCGCUCGUCUCUUCAGGACUUCCGAGCGUCGUCCCUCAUGAUCCUGUGUCAGCUCUCGGUGAAGGUCGUGAUGGAGAAGGUCUUGGUCCAGUCUCUGUUCUCGGUCCUCUGCAGGUCCCUCAAAGACCAAGUCCUGGUCCGAGAAGGUCUGGGGGCUCUGAUAGUCCUGCUCCAGAACCAGGACCACGCUGAACCUACUCACAAGUCUUUGUCUCGUCUGGCGUCGGUCUCAGAUCUGGUUUCUUGCCUGGAGUCGAUGUGUCAGACUCAUGACGUGUCUCCACUGCUGCGCCACCUGCUGCCGCACCUCCUCAACCGCACCUUCAGCACAGGUGACUCUGUUGAGGCGAGUUCUUCUGCUGAGCUCCUGCAGAACCUCCUCACACGUGUCCCUCUGACCUCUGACCUCCAGCUCAGCCUGACCAGUCUCCUGGUGGACCUGUACCUGUCUCAGUCUGGACUCUGUGCGGACGACCUGGAGGACUUGAACCGUCGUGUGCUCCCAGUGCUGCGUCUGCUCGAGUCCAGGUAUAACUCGUCUGUGGACAGAAUUCUCUCGUCUCGUGUCUCUGACCUGAGCGACGACCAGAAGCCUCUGUUCCACCAACUCCUGUCUCUGUCGGCCACCAGCGGGAAGUUCCAGGUCGUCGGGGACUUGGACUCGUCUCUUCUUCUGAGUCUGAAUCAUCCUCAGGCGUCGAUCAGAGUCAUGGCUCUGAACAAACUCAAAGACAUCAUCACCAGCGGAGAGGAGGCGUCGGUGGAUCACAGUUUCCUGGAGUCUUCAGUGUUUGAUCGUCUCCAUGACGACGAGGCCCCAGUCGUUUCUGCGGCUCUGGAAAUACUACAGUUGUUGUUGGAGCGUCUGGACCCUGAGGACGUCGUCUCGUCUCUCGUGUCUCUGCUGCUCAGAGCUCAAGAGAGUCACUCCCAGGACUGGUGUCCCGUGCUGUCUGAGGCCGUGCGUCUCCUGUCCAUGCCCGCCGGCGCCGCCGCGCCCGCCCCGGGGCAGUCCGCCACACACGAGCGGCUCUUCUACAGGCUCCUCCCCCUCGUCGUCCCGUCAGGAACCAGAGACUCAGUGUCGUUUAAACUCAGUCUGAGUCUGUCCCAGAGUCCAGUCGUCCAACAGCACCUGCUCACCGCCGGGUGGGCCGCAGACCUGCAGGAGGCGCUGGGGUCCGGUCCAGACCAGGGUCCAGACCAGAUCUUGGUCCUGGUCCAGACUCUGGUCUCGACUCUGAGCAGGAACCUCCAGAACAUGGACACGUUCAGCCGACGACACACGAUGGACGCCCUCUGCUCUCGUGUGGAGCUCCUCUCUGAGUCCGGUUCUGGUCCAGACCGGACUCCGCUCCUGGUCCUGCUCCAGACUCUGGUCUUGGGUCUGAAGAAUCUGAGCGACACUCACCACCUGCUGACGGCGCAACGCCUCCACAACGUCAUCCAGCGCCACCUGCAGGACGCCCGCCUCAGCCAGGAGCCCGUGAGCGUCCCGGCCCUUGGUCCCACCCCCCUCUUCUCUGAUUGGCUGGCUCUGUACCUGCGGGGGAGUGACGGACAGCUGGAGUUCAGUCUGGUCCUGGUCUCGGUUCUGGCCCAGUUCAUCCAGGAACUCAAGAGUCCAGACCAGGUCUUCAAAGAGGAGGAGUGGUGGAACCCCGAGCGUCUGGACACAAACACCUGUUGUUACCUGCAGCUGCUCGCUCAGGUGUUUUCUCUGCUGAUGGGCGGAGCGUCGGACGGACCAAUCACAGCGCAGUACAGACCUCUGCUCAAGCUCCUCUUAAAGGUGCACCUGGACUCUCCGCUGCUCGUCUUCCGUUUCCUGUCGCUGGUCUGGAGCGGCUGUCUCCACAGCGACCAGGUGGAGGGGCGGGGCCAGAUGCGUCUGGGGGCGGUGCUUCAGCUGCAGGCGCUGCUCAUGGGCGCCGCCCUCCUGGAGAAACAGAACCCCAAACAACUACAGGAAGUGAUCCUGAAAACGCCCGUCUUGGCGAGCGUUCUGGUCGUUCUGUCGUCGCCGCUGCGUGAGGUCAGGAGGGCGGGGCUUGUCGUGCUCAGGAGCCUAUCAAGAGCUGCCUCGUCUCCGUUCGGGCCAAUCACGUCGCAGCUGCUGAGGUCGGGGGAGGAGCUGGAGGCGGACCCCAGUUACCUGAGCCAAUCGCUGGGGGCGCUGUACCAAGACUCCGCCCACAAACGGGACGUGAGCUCCGCCUUCAGGACGCUGCUCCAGAGCGUCCAAUCAGAAUGCUGCCCCUCCAGCGCCGCCUGCAGCCUCCUGAGGGCGCUGCAGCACGUCCACGGGCAGGAGGUGCUGUCAGUCCUGCUGCCCGCUCUGGAUCGGUUGUUGGCCCCGGUUAGCCCGGAUGCCCCGUCACGGCUCCUGGACGAGGCCCGGCUCCUCGCUCUGCUCCUGGGGAAGUUCAGCCCCGCGGCGGCGCCUCUGCUGGUCACAGACGCUCACUGCAGGGACCUGUUCCUCCGAGCCAUAAAGACCAGACCGGACCAGAACCAGGACCAGGCCCCGAGUGUCCAAGUGUCUGCACUGGAACAGAUUUCUGGUGCUUUCUUCUCGUCUCUGAGUGAGGAGGUGCAGCGUCUCGUCCUGUCGGCCAUGUUUGACGUGUUAGAAAACGAACCGACCGCCGCGAGCGCCAACGCCGUCUGUAGUGUGUUUAAACAAUUGUCUGUAGACUCUGGCCUCGUGGCGUCUGAACUCUUUCCUCCUGAAAAACCCUCAGUUCCAGUUUCAGUUCAACAGACGAGACGCAGCAAACUCAAGUCCAAGAGUCAAAAGGUGGUGGACAGUGGAGAUGUGUCGUCUGUAGGUGGCGCUGUGUCGUGGCACAGAGUCACUCUGAUCCUGGAGCUUCUGCAGCACAAGAAGAAACUGAGUCGCCCCCAGGCCCUGAUCCCCACACUCUGCUCCCUCCUCCAGAGGCGUCUGGAGGCGUGUGAGGAGGAGCAGGCGUCGGUGGAGUACACCAAACAACUGCUGCUCAGCGUCCUACUGAGCAUGUGCAGAAAACUGUCCCCAGACGGUGCGCCCAUCCCCUCAGACGUGUUGGACCCAGAGCGCCUCUCGGUGGAGCUGGUGGUUCAGUGCAUCCGAUCGUCUGAAAUGUCCCAGACUCAUCAUCAGGCCCUGCUCCUGCUCAGCACCUUGGCCCCCCUCUACCCGGAGAAGGUCUUGUUGAACAUCAUGCCGAUCUUCACGUUCAUGGGAGCAAACAUCUUGAGGUUGGACAACGCCUACAGCUUCAGAGUCAUCGAGAAAACUGUUCAGAUGGUCAUCCCCGCCAUCAUCAAGGCUCAGGGCUCGGGUCAGGACUCGGGUCUGGACUCUCCUCAGGUGCGCGCCGUGGUCACGAGGAUCAUGCAGGUGUUCGUUCACGCUCUUCCUCACGUGCCCGAGCACCGCAGGGUCCCGGUCCUCCUGCAGCUCCUCAACACCGUCGGCCCCGAGCGCUAUCUGUGGGCACUGCUCUGUCUGCUCUGCAAGCAACACUCUACUACUGUUGCGAGUACUACUGCGAGUACUACUGCAGAGGAGAAGGAAUCGGCCCAGCAGCAGGAGUGGGACUUGUGGGUCUCUGUGUUCUGUGAGUUCGAGGUUAAAGUCCAGAUCCAGGCCUUGGUCCAGGUCCUGGUUUUCCUGCAGCAGCUUCCUCACGACAAAGACCAAGCUCCAGCGAAGCGUCCGUCGGGCCGCAGAGCCGCGCUGAAGCCUGAGGAGCAUCAGGAGAAGAUGGAGGAUCUGAUCUUCAACGUGGAAGAGCACAGCGCCAAAGAACUCCGCCAUUUUAAAUACCUGAGCGUGACCUUCAGCGCUCACCUGCUCGGAUCAGCACGAUUCAUCCACAAGGUCGUGGAGCUGGAGCGAGGUGAGGGCGGAGUCGAGGGCGGAGUCGAGGGCGGAGUCGAGGGCGGAGUCGAGGGCGGAGUCGAGGGCGGAGUCGGAGCGGUGGACCUGAGUCUCCAGCAGGAGCAGCAGAGGCUCCUGGAGCAGAUCUUGUGUUUCCUUCACUCUGUGGCUCAGUGUGUGGAGCUGAACUCAGACAAACCCACGGCCAAGUUCUGGAGAGUUCUGCUCAACAAGACCUACGAGCUCCUGGACAAGGUACACGCUCUGCUGCCCUCUGAUUCGUUCAUCGCUGUGACUCGGGGGCUGAUGGGAAAUGAAGUCUCGAACGUUCGACGAAAAGCUCUGGACCUUCUCAACAACAAACUGCAGCACAAAACCAACUGGAGCCCACAACAGGUGUCUCUCCUCCUCUCGCUGACCCCUGACCUCUUGACCUGCGUGACGUCUGGUGACCCGUCGGUGAACCGUCAGGCCGCUCUGUUCUCGCUGAAGCUCCUGUGUCGUCUCUUCGGUUCGUCGGCGCCGCAGUCGUUCGUCGCCGUGAUGCGGGUCGCCGUGGGCGUCGUCACGGCGACGGAGGAGGAGGACCGUAACGUCACGGCGACGGCGCUGCAGUGCGUCGCCGAGUGCGUCACGGCAACAAAGGCGCUCGCCAUCCCCCACCUGCCCAGCCUGGUCCCUGCCGUGCUCACCUGUCUGAGCGACAGGAGCGACCGCCCGUCCUCCGAGCUGUUCCUCCUGAGCGCCGUCACCGCCCUCCACCGCAUCACCGACACGCUCCACAACUUCACCUCCCCGUACCUGCACGACAUCACGGCUCAGGUUUGUCGUCUUUCGCGUCUGGCUGAAGUCUCCGCCCCCUCGCCGCUCCUCGCCGUUCGAUUGGCGGCGCUCCGAUCCACCAUCGCCACCAAAGUCCCACCCAGAGUCCUGUUGCCCACGGUUACCAAGUGCUACGCCCGACUGGUGCAGGACCAGAAGGAGCAGCUGGUGGCGCUCAUGAGCGUCCUGCAGGAGCACAUCAAACACAUGGACCGAGACCAACUGAGCCUCCACCAAUCAGAGCUCACCACCUUCUUCCUGACGGCGCUGGACUUCAGAGCGGCCCACUGCCCGGAGGACCUGCAGGAGGCUCAGGUGGUGGAGGGAGCAGUGAUCGAGUGUUUCGUGGCUCUGGUCCUGAAGCUUUCUGAAGUCUCCUUCAGACCUUUGUUCUUCAAGGUGCUGGAGUGGAGCAGGAGCGCCCCCUGUGGGCAGAGCGACCGGAUGCUCACGUUGGUGCGUCUCUGUGACUCUGUGGCUCUGAAGCUCAGGGGGCUGUUUGUCCUCUUCUCCGGGAACCUCCUCCCGCUCUUCUGUGACCUGCUGACCCCAAAGAGCGCUGAAGCUCCGUUGUUCCAGUCGGAGGAGAAGUCUUCUCUGUUGAUCUCGUUGGUUCUGGAUUGUCUCCAGAAGAUUUGCCUCUACGACACAAACAAGUUCCUGAGCCACGAGAAAGCAGAGGCUCUCAUGGGCCCCCUGGUGGACCAGUUGGAGAACACGUCUGGAGGUCAGGGGCAGUUCCGGCUCAGAUUGUCCCAGAGUUUGGUUCCGUGUUUGGGGCAGUUCGCUGUGGCUCUGGCCGACGACUCUCAGUGGAAAAACCUCAACUACCAGGUCCUGCUCAAGACCAGACACCCGGACCCCGAGGUCCGGUUCUCGGCUCUGUCGGUUCUUCUGGAGCUUUGUUCCAAACUCCGAGAGAAUUAUCUGCUGCUGCUCCCGGAGACGGUGCCUUUCCUCGCCGAGCUCAUGGAAGAUGAGAGUGAGGAGGUGGAGAAGGAGGUGCAGAGGGUGGUGCAGGAGAUGGAGAACGUCCUCGGAGAACCUCUGCAGAGCUACUUCUGAAGAACCCGCAGAGGAACCCACAGAACGGACUUUUCACUGGAGAAACCUUUCAUAAAGAAAAAAAGCCCCUG